AUGGGCUGCGGGAGAAAAGGAGGCUGGGAGGGGCUGAGCCAGAGGGUGAAGUGGAGCUUGCAGGUUGCCGUGGCCUUCCUGGUGGCGUUUCAGCAGAACAAGCAGCUGAUCGGCGAGAAGGGGCUGCUCCCCUGCAAGCUCUACCUGCAGGACGUCAAGAGAUACUUCAAGGGCAAGGUGGGCCUGGAUGCCCUGAGCUAUGCACCCACUCUCCUCUGGUUCCUGGACUGGUCUGCCGUGGACAGCAGCUUGGAUGGCCUGGCCCUGGCCGGGCUGGCGCUGGCGGCCUUCGUGCUGCUGACCGGCUGUGCCAACAUGGUCCUCAUGGCCCUGCUGUGGCUCCUCUACCUCUCCCUGGUCAACGUUGGACAGAUCUGGACUUUUCUGCUGGUAGCAGCAGGGUCACAGCAGCGCUCAGGAGGUGAUUCCCGCUUGUUCCAGGUCCUGCAUCCCGAGCUUUUCCACCAGUAUCCCAGCCCAGGGAGGCUCAGCCUGGCUCUGUUCCCAUUUUUCCCUGGGCUCAGUGUCCGGCCUGAGGAAUCCCAGUGGGAUUCCCAAGGCCGCCGCCUCAGCGUUUCCUUUUGGCACCGGCAGGAUUUGACCAAAGCAAAUCCCGCUGGAGCCUCACAAACGGUGCAGCCACCUGAGCCCGGGUUUGGAAUCGUUUUUGGCUUUGGAAAGGAGCGUGGGCAGCGUUGGUGAGUGCUGGGGCUCAGCUGCAUCAUCCACAUCUGCUCUCCUGACCAGUGGGAUGCUUUUGGGAAGAGCCAGGAUGGCAGAUCCCAUUCCUCACCCCCUGCCUGCCUGCAGCCCUGCCCAGGCACCUUUCCCAGCACUGAGGAGCAAGCCUCCUCCUCAUCCUUUAUUUUUAAUGUUAGCCCCGUUCCUCCCGUUUAAACGUGGAUGUUGUAAUUGCAGAGCACAGAAUCCCAGCUUUCAGAGCUCUGUGACCACAAGAAAGCGAAUGCAGAAACCAGACUGGUUUCAUUUGCUCCCCUUCCAGCUGAUUUCCUCCCCUCACCGUGGCUGUGCAGUGCUGAAGGCUUGGCAGGGGCCAAAACCAGCUGUCAGGAAGGUUUCUCACCCCCCACACGUUUAAGUUAAUGAUGUUCUGAAAUUAACGGUGCACCAGGCUAAUCCUGGAUCUCAUUUUGGUGGGUUUUGCCAGUGAUGUUUCUCAGCUGGGCUGGGGGAAGUGAAUCCUCGGGUUCUAGGAAAAAAAACAAAACAAAAACCGGGUGUUUUUCCAUCCUGAGUGUUUACAGCUUUAAUUGGGUUGGUACAUUGUGGUUUUCCAGCAAGCUUUCAGUCACUUUUGGAAGCGGUGGAUGAGCUUUUCCACUGCUCAGAGCCAGGGAAGUGGCAGUGCCUGGCUCUCCCUUUGCUCUGGAAGUGGCUGCAGGCACAGGAGAGGCUCAAGCCUUGGCACAAGGAGGGGAAAAGCGGAAGGAACUGGGUUGGAUUAGCCGAGGGAAAAUUAAAAAAGCUAAUUAAACUAAUGAGCUGAGGGAAAGGAGACGGAGAAAAAGUGUGUGGUAGAAGCAGAGAGGUUGUGGAUUCAUCCUGGAAGUGUACCAGGCAGGGCUGGGAGAACCUGGGGCAGUGUGAUGUGUCCCUGCCAUGGCACUGGGUGAGCUCUGAGCUCUUCCCAGCCCAAACCAUCCCGGGAUUCUGUCCCCUGCCCUGUCUCCCUGCGCACAGGACAAGCAGCUGCUGGUUUGUGUGGUGGGAAGGAAGAUCCAGGUCAGGCUUAAGGAAAAGCCUCCUACAUGUCCAUGUGGAAUAAUCCCAGGCUGGAUGCCUGGAGAGGGAGGGGAAAUCUCCAUUUCUGCUUGGCCAGGCCUCUGGCUCUCUCACGAUCCUAUCCUGGGACAGGCGCAUUUCCCACAUUUUCUCUGCUUCCGUGGCUUCACCCUUUCUAACACCCUGCUGGAUUUGUGGCAGGUGCUUUCCCCAAAAUCCAGAUUUCCCCGUUGCUGGAAUUUUGGAAGGGAGCAUGCUGUGACCAGGGGCUGCUCCAGGGGUGAUGAUGAUCCCCUGCUUCCAUCCCUCCCUGCCUUCCCAGGGAUGGGAGACCUCCUGGAAAGCUCCUUCUGGGGACCAGAUCCUGAUGGGGAAUAGGAGCCAAAGGACUUUUCCCUCAUCCUGAGCUGCGGAGCCCAGGGAGGGAGAGGGAUUGGGGAUGGAGAUGGAAGUUGCCAUCUGGGCUCACUUUCCCUGGAGGAUGUUCUCCGUGGGGAGCAGCAGUGGGAGCUUUAGGGGCGAGGAGGGAAUUCUGCCUGUGGAAAUGUAGC
Molecule: messenger RNA, 2294 nt
Organism: Hirundo rustica (Barn swallow)
Lineage: Eukaryota; Metazoa; Chordata; Aves; Passeriformes; Hirundinidae
Exons: 3
Coding region: 1-702 (233 amino acids)
Biological process (GO): protein maturation
Cellular component (GO): endoplasmic reticulum membrane
Source: RefSeq, a predicted model, not a curated record